This is a messenger RNA of Dinoponera quadriceps, 1867 nucleotides long. Its product is annotated as venom carboxylesterase-6-like. The transcript is spliced from 8 exons. The record is from RefSeq and is a predicted model, not a curated record. Lineage: Eukaryota; Metazoa; Arthropoda; Insecta; Hymenoptera; Formicidae. Bases 95 to 1804 code for a protein of 569 amino acids.
AUAACAAUCAUGUAACUACUUAACAUUUAGUUAACUGAGGAAGAGGCUCAGUUCGUCGUAGGUUGUUCAGAAAACACCACAUUAACAAAGAACAAUGUCGACUAGACAAGUGCUGAUCGUCCUACUGACUUGCUUGGCUUUAGCGGUUCACGCGACUCUGGAUAUGGGAAAUCCAAGGGUCAGGACACCCAUAGGAAAAUUGAAGGGCUACUACAAAAAGUCACAGAAUAGCAGCAGGCAGUACGAAGCGUACGAAGGAAUACCUUACGCACUUCCACCGGUUGGGAAAAGACGAUUUCAGCCCCCUCGUGCAAUACCAGCAUGGAUUGGCGAGCUAUCGGCUACAGAAUUUGGAUCUAAAUGUCUGCAAUACAACCCAAUGAAGAAGGAUGGAUAUUCUACCACAGGAUCUGACGACUGCCUAUACUUAAAUAUUUAUGUACCAAUGAAAGAAAAGACAGCACCUAGGACACUUAUGCCAGUGAUCUUUUGGAUACAUGGUGGUUGCUUCCAAUUUGGAUCCGGCAGCGAUAUAACCAUGGGACAUCUCAUGGAUCACGACAUUAUAUUUGUCACCUUUAACUAUCGUUUGGGACCAUUGGGUUUCCUCAGCACGGAGGAUGAAGUAGUUCCCGGUAACAUGGGUUUAAAAGAUCAAAGUAUGGCAUUACACUGGGUAUCAGAUAAUAUCGAAUGGUUCGGCGGUGACCCACAAAAAGUGACUCUAAUCGGUACGAGUGCUGGCGCUGCAAGUGUGCAUUAUCAUUAUUUGUCGCCAAUGAGCGCGGGGCUUUUUCAAGGAGGUAUAUCGAUGAGUGGUACGGCAUUCGAUUCUUGGACGCAAACUGAAAAGCCUCUGGAAAAGGCCAAAAAAUUGGGCGAGUUGAUGGGAUGUCCUACAGUUAGUUCUACAGAGAUGAUACGCUGCUUGAGAUAUCGUCCGGCUAACGCGAUGCUAAGAGUUAUGUCUGAAUUUAUGCCGUUCGAAAUGAAUCCUUUCACUCCCUUCGGGCCAGUAGUUGAGAAAUCUGGCGAUAUACGCUUUAUCGAUAGAACACCUGUGGAAAUUGUAACCAGUGGGGACGUACAAGAUGUACCUUGGAUUACAAGUACAGUGAAGGAUGAAGGCCUUUUUCCUAUAUCACUGUUUAUCAAUAAGGUUGAUACUUUGAACGACUUGAACAACCAAUGGGAAACUAUCUGCCCGAUUUUAUUUGAUUUUAAGCACACUAUUCCCAGCGAGAAGCACGUCGAAAUCUGUCGUCUCAUCAAGGAACAUUAUUUCGGAACGGGAACAAUAAAUAUAGAAAACGUAAAACCACUGGUAGAAAUGGCGGGUGAUCGCUUCUUUAUAUACGACAGUGAAAAGGCCGCGAGAAUGCAAGCUGAAGUUAAUCAGAAUCCAGUCUGGUAUUACCGCUAUUCAUACAGAGGCGCGAACAGCUUGACUCGAAUAUUAAGCAACUCUGAUAAAAAUUACGGAGUCUGUCAUGGUGAUGAUGCUUUUACUAUAAUACUAACUCCAUGGAUAACUGCACUUACUACACAAGAUGAUAUUAAUAUGCAAAAACAUUUAAUUGAUAUAUGGAUAUCUUUUGUCACAAACGGAACACCAGCUGUUGCUGGUGUGGAAUGGCUCGAUGUAGACCCUUCAAAGAAGGAAUUUCAGUAUCUGCAUCUUGCUCACCCCGAUAAAAUAUACAUGGAUAGUAAUGCUAAUUUAGGGAAUAAAGAAUUCUGGAAUUCAAUUGACCUUGAUGAAAAUAAGCUACAUAAAACCACCUGCAUAAGAACGGAACUUUAGAUAAGAAACAAAUUUGUAUAUAAAAGUAUAUUAUUUUUAAACAUUCAUUAAUCUUUAUAAGGA